AUGACUUCGCGCCGCGACAGUGUGCAGCAUAUGCCGUCUGACUCGACACUCCGUGUCGAGUAUCAGGACAAGGUGAAAACCUAUGAGGACUCGGCAGAGGAGGACCUCACCCUGCCGACGCGGACACUCACGAACGAGGCCAAUCUCGACGAGUACCGCAAAGAGACACGAGCCGGCACCAUCAUUCAGCCCCACGCGGCCCCCGACGGGCACUCCGAGAGGUACAAGCUCGUGACGUUCACAAUCGACGACCCCGAGAACCCAAAGAACUGGAGCAAGGCAAAGAAGUGGUGGUGCACGCUCAUGAUCGCCUCCGUCUGCUUCACGGUCGCGUUCUGCUCGUCCGUCGUCACCGCGGACAUUACCGGCGUGAACGAGACGUUCCAUGUCAGCGAGGAGGUCUCCCUCCUCACCAUCACGCUGUUCGUCGUCGGCUUCGGUAUCGGACCGAUGGUCUUCGCGCCACUCAGCGAGUUGUACGGACGACGGGUCUUGUACGUGACCACACUACUCGUCGGCGUGAUAUUCGUCAUCCCCGGCGCCCUUGCCAAGAACAUCGGUACAUUGCUCGUCGCGCGAGCCAUCGACGGUAUCGGCUUCAGCGCACCAAUGACCAUCGUCGGUGGUACGCUCGCCGACAUGUGGCGGAACGAGGAGCGAGGCGUCCCCAUGGCCGCUUUCAGCGCCGCGCCGUUCCUGGGCCCCGCCAUCGGCCCGCUCGUCGGUGGCUUCAUCGCGGACAACCUCGGCUGGCGCUGGCUGUACUGGAUCCAGCUCAUCGUCGCGGGCGCCGUGUACGUGCUCAUGGUGCUCACGGUGCCCGAGACGUACGCACCAACGAUCCUCCUCAAGCGUGCGCGUCGGCUGCGCAAGGAGACGGGCGACUCGACGUACGUCACCGAGCAGGAGCUCGACAGGCGGCCGCUCCCGGAGACCCUGAGAGUCUUCGUCUUCCGGCCGUUCCAGCUGCUCUUCCAAGAGCUCAUCGUCUUCCUCGUCUCGCUGUACAUGUCUGUGCUGUACGGCCUGCUCUACAUGUUCUUCGUCGCCUUCCCCAUCGUCUACCAGGGCGGCAAAGGCUGGUCCGCCUCGAAGACGGGACUGAUGUUCAUCCCGAUCGCGAUCGGCGUCCUGCUCAGCGCGGUGUGCGCGCCGCUCGUGAACCGGCACUACAAGGGGCUCUGCGAGAAGCACGGUGGGGUCCCGCCGCCGGAGGCGCGCCUCGUCCCGAUGAUGGUCUCGUGCUGGCUCAUCCCGAUCGGGCUCUUCAUCUUCGCCUGGACGUCGUACCCACACGUGCACUGGAUCGGACCCGCCCUCGGCGGGUUCCCGAUCGGCUUCGGGUUCAUCUUCCUGUACAACUCGGCGAACAACUACCUCGUGGACUCGUACCAGCACCAGGCGGCGAGCGCGCUCGCGGCCAAGACGUGCCUGCGCUCAUUCUGGGGCGCCGCGGUGGUGCUUUUCACCGAGCAGAUGUACUCGCGCCUGGGCUUCGAGUGGGCAGGCUCACUCCUCGCGUUCAUCUCCCUCGCAUGCUGCGCCAUUCCGUAUCUCUUCUACUUCAAGGGUGCUGCGAUCCGCAAACACUCAAAAUACGCCUACUCUGGGGAAGAGUCUGCCAAGAACCACAUAUCCAAGGCAUAAAUGUCAUCCACAACCAUUCUUACUCCUCUCACUUGCUUCACAUCGAUCACUCACUGUAACUCUUGUAAUUGCGCUUCGCGU
This is a messenger RNA of Phanerochaete carnosa HHB-10118-sp, 1728 nucleotides long. RefSeq lists its product as uncharacterized. The transcript is spliced from 6 exons. Lineage: Eukaryota; Fungi; Basidiomycota; Agaricomycetes; Polyporales; Phanerochaetaceae. The record is from RefSeq and is a predicted model, not a curated record. Gene Ontology annotation, molecular function: transmembrane transporter activity. Gene Ontology annotation, biological process: transmembrane transport. Bases 1 to 1647 code for a protein of 548 amino acids.